Messenger RNA from Anopheles merus, 3187 nucleotides. RefSeq lists its product as uncharacterized. Gene Ontology annotation, molecular function: DNA-binding transcription factor activity, RNA polymerase II-specific; RNA polymerase II cis-regulatory region sequence-specific DNA binding. The record is from RefSeq and is a predicted model, not a curated record. NCBI's taxonomy places the organism in Eukaryota, Metazoa, Arthropoda, Insecta, Diptera, Culicidae. The transcript is spliced from 5 exons. Gene Ontology annotation, cellular component: nucleus. Gene Ontology annotation, biological process: regulation of transcription by RNA polymerase II. Bases 511 to 2958 code for a protein of 815 amino acids.
GACGUUUGGCAAAGCGCUAGCAAACCGUUUCGUCUUGGCGCUGUCAGGGACAAACGAAAAUCGUAAAUAUUGCUUCAUUAUAGCCAUUUUAAGUAGUUUAGUGUACUGGAGAACGGGAAACAGAAGACGAUACCGCGUCCAGACAAUCUUAAAACCACUUUCUGCCGAAUCCGAAUUUUUUUUGUUCUGCGAGAGCGAUGCUGUGAUGCAGCAUGAUGAUGGGCGCUCAGCAGCGUUGAUCGAAACAGCAGCAGCAGCAGUAGCAGCAGCAGGAGGAGCAGCAAUAAGAGCAAUAACAGCAGCUGCAGCAGCACCAGUAAGAGCGCGUAGAGGAUUUUCUCUCGCCCUGUCCCGUCCUCUCCUGCCGAUGCUGAGUCGCCGCCGUCGCCUGUGAGCAAGAGAUCUGGCAAGGAUUUUGGAAACGUAUCGUGCGAAUCGUGCUGCGGAACAGAACGGUGGUGGGUCGCUUCGCCACACCGAACGAGAAACUGUGCUGGAAAGGUGGCUGAGAUGCCACAAACGGCCGACGAGGUGGAAGAAGAUGGCAGCAAAAAUAUGGUCUCUAACCUGCCGCUCCUGUUCGCGGACGGCUACCCUUCGUCACUGCAGAAGAUCACCGAGCCGCAGCUGGAACGGUUCAUCCCGUUCAUGGUGCAGUGCUCGCUCGGCUACGUCCACAUCCAUUCGAUGACCGAGUUCAACAAGCCGGAAUGGUGGCCGACCGAUCUGGAGUUUACGAAACCGUUCCGACGACCGAAAUCAUUCACUGGGAACUGGCUGCAAAAGAUGCGAGAGAUCGUGGUAGUGUGCUACACCUUCCACCAUAGCGUCUAUCUGCUGCGGUACUGUUCCGAUCUGGCGAAGUAUCAACCGACGGCGCUACGGUUCAUCAACAAUUACAACUCCACCACGUCCCUAUUUGAGCGAGCCACGAACAAGCUGCUGGUUACGUUUCGCAAUGAAAAUAUGCUGUACGACCAGGAGCAGAAGAUCAACAGUCGCAAGUGCCUGCUGCCGAAGCAAUCGAACUCGCAAUCGAGCUUGGCGACCCAGGAGGAAAUGGUCAUAUCAGAAAGCUUCGAUAUCUAUCUCUGCGACAACUGUGAUGCUGAGCUAUACUCCUACGGUGCACUGGUGGAACACGAGAAAACCUGCAAUAGCGAGCAAAGCAAUCCAGAGCUGGAGUACACUAGCGACGACGAUGACGUGAUCUUUUGUGGAGAAGUGUGCGGUGACCAGCAGCUGCCACUCGAUGAGGAAGCCCGUGCACAAGCAGAGCAGCAAAAGAUGGUAUGCUUCCUGUCGCAGAACUUCAUGCUGCGCUGCACAAAACCAACAGACCCGUCGAGCGGUUCGUCGCUCGUGCCCGUACCGAAGUCAAACAGCACCGAGACGGAAGACAGUGGCACGGUGGCACCGGGCGCAAACCAUCGCCGCGUACCUAGACGCACCCGCCAAGUCGUUACACUCGCCAAAUGCGCUCAAAUUCCGCUCUCGUCACCGUUGGGACUGUUUAUGGUAAAAACCUCCAAAACCAUUACCACCACGGACUACCUAUCCGAGCGGUUCGAUCGCAUGGAACGAUUCUGUCUCGCACCGAGCUUACCGCCCGGUGCCGGUUUCCUAAUGCGAAAGCGACUGCUUAAGGGUGGCUCGUCGGAAGAACUGGCCGCCCACGAUCGGCGGCUGCCGAAGUGGUUGUUUGCAAAGCCCAAAACGGGUGGCGGACCAAACGGGUGCACCGUGACAUUCAAACGGGCUGCGGACGACUCGAGCGAACGGUCGAUACGGCACUACAAGCAUCCCCGGCGACAGCUGUCCCGCAAGCAUUGGGAGGAAAACUUCCUGUUCUACAACAAACUGCUGCUGGAGCGUUGCCGACCGUUUGUGGUGGCGUUAAUAAGACUGACGCCUGCUGAAGUGCAGGAGAUUGCAAUGUUGCCCGGCAUCGAGCGGCAAAUCAGGGAAGCGGAACUAGCGGCCAGCCUGGAGCGGCAGCGGCGGAAAGAGCUGGCGGAAAUUGCAGACAGUGCAAUGGUCAUUGACAGCAUCGAUCUCUGCUCUUCGGACGAGGAACACACGCAGGAGGACGAUGAUGCACAGGAGCUGUUCGCCAGUGGCAUGGUGCCGGAGGUGCACAUGAGGGAGGAUGAUGAGGAGGAUCAGCAGGCGGAUCAGCAGGAGGAGGACAGAAACGCGAUGCAGCAGGAACAGAAUACUCGCACUAACAACCAGCCCGUUGCACAGGACGAAAUCGAAACGAUCGUGUUGGAAAUGGACGACAGUAUGGGCAGCGACACGAACGAACUGGCAAACGCUAGCUUCUACGAAAAUCGUUCCUCCCAGCAGAAGGGUGCAUUACCGGUCGAUGUGCACUCUCCGACCGUACCGAGCAUAGCGAAGAAAUCGAUCAUGGGCACGAUGCUUAGCGAGAGCACGUAUCGGUUGAACCAGUCACUUCCGGCGGCGCAUACGAACGGGCGACACCUGGAAGAGCUUGCCGCACCGCUGUACCUGUACGGGAACUGCAGCCAAACGGCAGCAGUGAAUAUGGCCGACGAGACGCCACCGCUCGCCAACGGCAAUCGAUUCGGCACCGCCCGAAAGGGCAGCAGUUUGCCGUCGAAGGAGAACGUCAUGAAUGGGUUUGGGGGCACUGGCGGCAGCCCCACGAACGGCGAGAGUGCCGCCGUUCCCGUGCACCAUCAGGCGACGGCACAAGCGCGCACGCUGCUACUUGCCGCACCGAUCACCAACGGUCAUCCCCUAUUCGGAACCAUUCCAGUUUCGUUCGGCAGCGGUGCGAGCUUGCACCCGCGUACGAGCGCUUCCGUUGUCCAGUCGAUUACGACGACGUCCUGCGUGAACCAAACGGUGCACGGGCACGCGUCGCUCAAUCACAGCAAUGGGCCGACCUCGGCGACUGUCACCGGCACAGCCGCAGCCAAUCUCCAGUAGGAAAAUAAAUUUACAGUAAUUGUAUACAUGUUAGGAGCUCUUUAGACCUAUUUAUGAGACGCAAGCGGACAGAGAGAAUCUGAGUGGCAGUUAUACUUUUGUUUCCUCUUCAUAGCUUUCAUUUUGAAUCCGUUUUCCACAGCGGUUUUAUGAUAUUACAUUUUGUUUUACGUCCUUACGUCUGAACAGAUACACAUUCGACGAGAAAUGUAAAUAAUUAUGCAGACUA